Messenger RNA from Rotaria sp. Silwood2, 300 nucleotides. The record is from the annotation of a GenBank genome assembly. Lineage: Eukaryota; Metazoa; Rotifera; Eurotatoria; Philodinida; Philodinidae.
AUGAAAAGCUCUACAACUUACAAAGUCAGCAAAAUCUAUAUCCUCAUUCAAAUUAUUCAAAUCAUCUUCAACCAUCGUUAUGGUUUAUCAUCAUCACAAUCAACUGGAAAUAUAUAUGGAGGUGGAUAUACAACAUCUCCAUCAUCAAUUAUAUCAUCUAGUCAUAUUCAAUCAACAUCUUCAUGGAAUCAAUAUAUUCCUCCUUAUAUUGGAAAUGGUGCAAAUCCAACAAAUUAUGAUCCAAAUAUUUCUUAUGCACCUUAUUAUCAUAAUUUAUUCGCUCAACAGUACUAUCAAUAA